This is a messenger RNA of Penicillium daleae, 276 nucleotides long. RefSeq lists its product as uncharacterized. Bases 1 to 276 code for a protein of 91 amino acids. Lineage: Eukaryota; Fungi; Ascomycota; Eurotiomycetes; Eurotiales; Aspergillaceae. The record is from RefSeq and is a predicted model, not a curated record. The transcript has 2 exons.
AUGAACAUUCCCAAAGUGCAAAAUUCAACCUCGCCCGGUCGGGCCAAGGCUGGAACAAGCUCGGCCAUCUUCACCAGGAAACCGAGACUCAAUGGCUAUCCACGAAGAAAGAAUAAGCAGAGUAUCCAGUCGACCGGUUCGGUUGUGGUUGUUACAAUCUAUAUACCAAGCAACGUCAUUGGGUGCCGCUACCCCGGCGUAACGUACCGUUGCGGGCCUUGGGAGCUGCGACUUCAGGAGCUUCAGUUAGCCUCCGAACCACCUUUGACCCUUUGA